This is a messenger RNA of Larimichthys crocea (large yellow croaker), 2170 nucleotides long. It is a transcript of the gene ada2b, whose product is annotated as adenosine deaminase 2b. NCBI's taxonomy places the organism in Eukaryota, Metazoa, Chordata, Actinopteri, Sciaenidae. Gene Ontology annotation, biological process: adenosine catabolic process; inosine biosynthetic process. The transcript has 10 exons. The coding region runs from base 345 to 1853 and encodes 502 amino acids. The record is from RefSeq and is a predicted model, not a curated record. Gene Ontology annotation, molecular function: adenosine deaminase activity.
GUGUGUGGUUCACACAAUGUCUUCUCCGUUGCUGAGCGACGUACAAUUUCUACAUUUAUUUUACAACACUGGCCAUUCAUGCUUGAUUCAUUAGUUUAUCACAUGGUAUUUGUCAGACAAAAAUGCCUCAAUUAUCCAGUUGCUCUGAGUAUUUUGCUGACAUGCUCGAGUCUGGACUGAUAGCGGACGCUCUUGAGGGGGAAAACAAGCUGAUUCUUUUGGGAGACAGCUGAGCUGAGACACAGGACACCAGGAGCUCUUUCUUAGUUCAGCAAACAAAGCAAUCCUGCUCGGGUGGAGGGUGUGUGAUCAUGUUCUAGCACCCUCCUGUGGCAGAUAAGGACAUGGUGAUCUCAAUCUGCCAGGCUGUGGUCACUUAUGUGCCCCUUCUGUGGUUUGUACGAGUGACUGAUGGGAUGCCUGACCCAGCUCAAAGGGACCUGCUGAUGCGUCAGGAAGCGUUCAGACAGACGGGGGGCCAAGUGGCGCUGACGGCCACCGAGCAGAAGCUUGACGCCUACCUGCAUCAUUUAAAGGAGAAAGAGAUGUCUGCUGCACAGUUUCCCCCUGCGAUCCAUUUCUUCAAAGCCAAGCCUCUCAUCCAGAAGAGUUCAAUUUUCAAAAUGCUGCAGAAGAUGCCUAAAGGUGCAGCCCUCCACAUCCACAGCUCCUCUCUGGUCAGUGUCGAGUGGCUGGUGAAAAACGUCACCUACAGGCCACACUGCUACAUCUGCUUCACGUGGGACAACUCGGUCCGCUUUUUGUUCUCCGACCGCCAGCCCUUCCCACGAUGGGACUGCUUCUACUGGCAACUGCUUGAGACCCUGAGAGCCAAAAUAGGAGAUCCUGCAGGCUUUGAUAACAGUUUAAUGCAGCACCUCACACUGUUCACCGAUGAUCCGGAUGGUGAGUACCCAAACCAAGAUGUUGUGUGGGAGAAGUUUGAGAAAGCUUUUAUUGCAGCUGCUGGGCUAAUCACCCACGCCCCGGUGCUGAGGGACUACUACUACAAAGGUUUAGGGGAGCUUCAGCUUGACAACAUCAUGUAUCUGGAACUGAGGAGCGGGCUCUCGAGGACGUACGAGCUCGAUGGAACCAUUCACGACAAAGGCUGGUGUCUAAAAACAUUUCAAGAAGUUACAAAGAAAUUUAUAGAGGAUCAUCCAGACUUCCUUGGGGCUCGUAUCAUCAUUUCUGUUCACAGGGCUCUGAGUGUAUCUGCGGUCAAAGCAGCGGUGAAAGAAGCCAUUCAGCUGCAAAAGGCCUUCCCAGAUAUUGUUGCAGGAUUUGACAUGGUAGGCAGGGAGAACAGUGUGGGGACCCUUUGGUACUUCAGGGAGGCACUUUCUUUGCCAGCUGAAAUGGGCGUCACUCUACCAUACUUCUUUCAUGCAGGAGAGACAGAUGAUGAAGGAACUGACGUAGAUCAAAACCUCCUCGACGCCCUUCUGUUCAACACAACACGCAUCGGACACGGCUACGCUUUGGCACAUCAUCCACUUGCCAAAGAGCUUUCAAGGAAAAGAAACGUGGCCGUGGAGUUGUGCCCCAUUUCAAACCAGGUACUGAAGCUGGUUUCAGACCUUCGUAACCACCCUGCAGCUGUGCUUAUGUCUGAGGGCCACCCGAUGGUGAUCAGCUCUGAUGACCCGGCUUUGUUCGGCACCACGGGCCUCUCCUAUGACUUCUAUCAAGCCUUUGUUGGCAUCGGAGGGUUAAAAGCAAACCUUGGCACUCUGAAAGAGCUUGCUGUUAACUCUAUCAGGUACAGCUCUCUGCCACCUCAUCUGAAGAACACGGGAUACGCCAUGUGGCAGAACAAAUGGGAUGCCUUCAUUGUUGAUCAUUCAUGACAGCCAAACCACAACGGAUCCUGUUUGACUUGAACUUUUGUACACGUGUACAUGAUACGUGCCAAACAAGCAAACAUCUGCAGGCUGUUGGCAGCCUUUAUUUAAACAGUUCACUGUAACUAUCUCUGUAAAAUGUUGGCUGAAAAGCUUUCAACAUACCCUGAGGUCGUUUGGUAGGAUUUUAUCAGUCAAUAAUAAAUAAAUGGGGCCAAUACUUUGAUUCUUGUCUCCCCCAAUCCAGUCAAAGAAAGUGUUGUAAAAGUGCUUUGAAUCCAAUUAAAUAUACCUAUUAAAUAAAUAUGGCUAUGAAAUGAAUA